AUGUCCUCAGUAAUGUAUAAUGCAACUGUAAGGUGUCAAACAAAAGAUACUCGUAACAUCUUGUUUAUAUUCUGCGAGGAUAGUAGUUUUCAGGGUGUUGCUAUCGAGGAAUAUGACACAUUUCCCCGCGGUUUUAGAGUCAUUUUAAUAAGAGGAUUCAGGAGAUUCACUCAGCUGGAGAAGAACAUUGGCAAGUCAUGUGUUCUUUUUUCCUCGCCUUCCUUCUCGUCUCAGGUGAGUGAGCUGCUCUUCCUUGGGAAUAAGACGCGGUUUCUGUUGAGGAAGAGAGGUGUGUUGGUGGAAAGUGCCCCCGGUGACAGCACUCCUUUCCCUGAUGACUUAUUCAACUUGGAUGACUACGAAGAGAUGUAUUAUGAUGGGAUGUAUGAUGACUAUGAUUAUAAUUAUAACCUGGGUGAUGGUGGUGAUCAAGACGAGUAUCAGGAUAUCCCCAACUUGGUUCCAUCCGUGAAUGCCACGACACAGCCCCCCGUUCCCGACAGCCAGCCACCUCCUGCCGCGGCCGUCCUCGAACAGAGCACGGCCUCUCCAGGUCAAGGGGCUUUGAAUGAGUCCCAGCCCACCGACGACGAGGGAUUCGACGAUAUCCUGUCGAAGCUGCUGUUCUUUGGGCCUCAACCUGUCCCUACGGAGUCCCAGAGUCACUUCCGCGGAGACCUGCCUCCCUCUUUGGACUCUGAGGAAGAUCUGGGCGACACCAGCGACCUGCAGUUCACUCUCCCGGUGGAGGAUCAGUCUCAGCACAAUGCGAGUGAGCCAGCAGAGGGAGGUCCGUUGGAGGAGAGUGCCCGGGAGGAAAGCCCAGGUGGCACUGGGCCUCUCACACCCGUUUUCCUCUCGUUACCUGUGGUGGAGGGAGAGUUCGAGGAUUCCGGGUCGUUGAACGUAACGGAUGAUGUCGAUUAUAGUGACGAGCGAGACACGGAGACAGUGACGGAAUUCACUACAAGGAUGGAGACAACGCCGAGCUUGACAAAUCUGGUCACAGUGCAAACGCCAGUGUCCGAAACCACGCACAGUUGGACUUGGUUCUACGUCAUUCUGUCUGGCAACUGCCAACGUGUAAAUUUUAACGAUGACGCUGAUCUCAUUGCUGAUUUCAUAGCCUCCUUUUCUUCGCUCCUACUCUACGACAGGGAAUAUAUAGUCGUUGAUUCCAUGUCUUGUUCGAGCGACAAAAUGGCAGUGAACAUGUCCGUAGAUUCGAAUAUCUAUCCCAACUGCGAGAACGACCUGGGGACACUGCUCUCCCACAGGAACAUCAGGAUCAAACUCCACAACACCUCUUUUUACAUGGAAUCCUUCGAGACGAAAAGGUCCCUGAUCUUCGAGACGAAACCGGAGAAGAAAGAGGACAAACCGGACAUUCUCCUCUUCACCCUCGUGGCCGUUGGCAUCUCGCUCGUCUGCCUCUUGAUCGCCGGCCUGGUCUACGCGGUGUACCAGUGCACCAGGUCUAAGACUCCUCUGUCUGACCCGGUCAAGUACCUGCCCGAAUCACCGCGUAGUCUGAGGCCGAAGUUCGAGGCGGAGCAAGGGGUCAAGGCAUCCGAGAAGCGUCCCCACGGGGUCAACAUGUACAGGAGUUACAGUGACCUCAGCGCUCCUGACCUCUACAGCCACCUUGGGUCAUUUGACUCGACCGGGAGCGCCAGGAGCGAAAUGUCGACGGUGCCCACAGCCCAUCUGAAGAUCUCACUGGAAAAGAAGAAGAAGAAGGAGAAAAAGAAGAAGAAGAAGAAGAAGGAUUACGACGAUAGCGGACUCAGCGACAUCGCGGGCUACGAGGAGAUGUGGACAGAGAGUCUGACGGAGACGAGCGAGGAGUUCAUGACGAUCCGAAACCUCAACACCAAGGCUUCGACGUUCAAGACGGAGAUCAAGGAGUCGGAGAAGGACAGCCUGGAUCCCCUCCUGAGAAACAUACACGACAACACCUCCCAGGAGAAAGAUAACAAGUCAGUGCCGCCCAUCGACAGCACCGAGUCGUCCACCAACUGCCCCUCCUCCCCUUCGGUCGCCAAGAAGGGCGUCCUCAAGAGCCUGGACGACCUCAUCUCCAGCAACCCAACAUCAAUUCUACAGCGCCUACUCCGCCACGUACUCCAACACGACCAUCAACAUCUCCAGUGCCUCGUCGGCCAUUUUCUCCACGACGAACACCUCCUCUUACGCACCGACAGACUCCUCGCCCAUGACCUACACCUCCACCAACACCUCCUCCUUCGGCACGACUGAAGGGAAGCCAUCCUCCUCAGCCACCAGUGCCUCUGCGGAGAACCUGUGUCUCACGCGCAUAACGUUCAUGGGUAUGGAAAACCCCUCGUUUAGGAUAGAGACAGAUAUGUGACACAGAAAAUCAUUUUUGACUUGAUUGGUUACCGAAUCAUCAUCUAUAGGCACAGAGAUUCUCAGAUCAUAAUUACACGUCUCUUUUUUAUUAUAUGCGAAAUGAUAAUUUUUUUUUAUUAAUGCUCUUAGUGUAGUGUCAUAAUUACAUGUCUCUUUUUUUAAUAUAUGCGAAAUUAUAGAACUAUUUAUUAAUGCUCUGUGUCCAGUGUAGUGUUUAGAAACCGUCCCAUUGGCGUGGCAUUAAAGAUUAUUAUUAUUAUUAUCAUAUAUUUUAAUAUAUGCGAAAUUAUAAAGUUAUUUAUUAAUGCUCUGUGCCCAGUGUAGUGUUUAGAAACCGUCCCAUUAGCGUGACAUAGACGAUUUUUCUUUGUGUAAUCUAAACAUUUCCCGCCAGAGAUGUGUGUAUGGCCGCACCAGACGGACCUCCUCUUGUCCUCCAACAAAAACUCUCCCACCGGUAUGUCUCAGGAAUGGAAACAGAAAAUAGAAAAUAAAUUGCACGUAUCAUACACAACGCUAUAGAAGUGAAUUGCACGUAUUAUACACAACGCUAGU
This is a messenger RNA of Penaeus vannamei (Pacific white shrimp), 2928 nucleotides long. The record is from RefSeq and is a predicted model, not a curated record. NCBI's taxonomy places the organism in Eukaryota, Metazoa, Arthropoda, Malacostraca, Decapoda, Penaeidae.